Messenger RNA from Ahaetulla prasina, 11528 nucleotides. It is a transcript of the gene ZHX3, whose product is annotated as zinc fingers and homeoboxes 3. The transcript has 4 exons. The coding region runs from base 557 to 3286 and encodes 909 amino acids. Gene Ontology annotation, cellular component: nucleus. Gene Ontology annotation, molecular function: DNA binding; DNA-binding transcription factor activity, RNA polymerase II-specific. The record is from RefSeq and is a predicted model, not a curated record. NCBI's taxonomy places the organism in Eukaryota, Metazoa, Chordata, Lepidosauria, Squamata, Colubridae. Gene Ontology annotation, biological process: regulation of transcription by RNA polymerase II.
UCGUCAUUCUGUGUUGCAAGCCGGUGCCGAUUUCCUUGUUUGCUGCGCUCGCCCGCGCUGGUUUUUUUUUUUUCCCCUUUUUCUUUCCCCCUCCCGGCACGGCGAGCCUAGUGAGUGAGUCCACCCCCUCGGCUUACGUCGGUGCUGUGGCGUCGGUUCGGCAGCCCCCACCUUCUCUCCCCCCCCCCCAGCUCCCGGCCGCCUCCACGAAGGAGUGAGCUACAGUCCGGGCCUGGGCAGCUGGGUGGCCGGACGUGUCUCCGAUUCUUCGAUCGGGAGCUGCCUAGGAAGUGUCGCUGGAGGAGGGCUGAAUUUGGAAUGCAGCUGACAAGACACAAAAGAUCUUAUGAUGCCUAAAAGAAAAAAAAGAGAAUUUGAAAAGCAUUAGAUUGAGAAAUCAUUUAUUUUUCAGAUUCAAUGGCAAACACAAGUGGUUGUUCCAUUUCUUGACAUACAUAUGUCUGGGAUCAUGGAUUUGCUCAAAUUUACUCUGCAAACUUUAUUCAAAAAAUAAUAUUUGCCUCCUAAUCUUUGAUUAUACUCACUGGUUGCAAUAAUGGCCAGCAAAAGGAAAUCCACAACACCUUGCAUGAUACCAGCAAAAAUGUUGGCACCACAGAAAUCCACUUCUGUUGCAGUAAAUCAUGAAGGAACUCAUCAAACAUUGGUUCCCAGUACUCUUCCUAAUUGUGAUACCACUGUUGAUAAUCAGGGUAGUGGGACCUUGUCCAAUGGACACAAUGGAAUUAUAGACAGCACUUCUUAUAGAUGCACAGGUUGCAAUUUCACUACUCAAGAAAUUAAUCCAUUCCUUAAUCACCUUGAUUCUGAGCACAUAGACUUUAGUAAAGACCCCUCUUUUUUGUGUGUGAAAUGUAAUGUCUUGGUAAAGAGCCAUGAUGAUCUUUCUCAUCACAAUGCAGAGCACCAUGUUGGAGAAAGAAACUUAAUCUGGAAUGUAGUGAAGCAAGCUAACCACAUGAUUGUGGAACAGACUACUGGAAAUAUCAUCAGUGGUAGUCAGGACCACUUGGGGGAUAUUCCUGAGGAGAAUCAGGAGAGUCAAGCUGAAAUUAUUAUUACCAAAACGCCCAUUAUGAAGAUAAUGAAAACAAAAUCAGAAGUUAAAAAAAUCCAUACACUGAAAGAAAAUAUGUCUAGUAAAUCAGUCAAAGAUAUAGAGACAAAAGGUGAACUGUCAUUUACCAAUGGAUCACAAUCUGGCAAAUCAACCACCAUUGUCAAUGGAUCAGUAGUUGGAAAUGUACCUAUUUUACAAGCAGGCAUAACACAACUUGUGCAACUGCAACAGCAAGCACAAGUUCACCAGCACCUACCGACAUCAAAAUCCCUCCCUAAGGUAAUGAUUCCCUUGAGUAGUAUUCCAACUUACAAUGCCGCAAUGGAUUCUAACAGUUUUCUUAAAAACUCAUUUCAUAAGUUCCCCUACCCUACCAAAGCUGAACUUUGCUACUUGACUGUGGUGACGAAGUAUCCAGAAGAGCAGCUGAAAAUCUGGUUUACAGCCCAGAGGUUGAAACAGGGUAUUAGCUGGUCACCUGAGGAGAUAGAAGAUGCACGGAAAAAAAUGUUUAACACUGUGAUUCAGUCUGUUCCCCAAUCCACUAUUACAGUGUUGAAUACACCUUUGGUUGCAAGUCCUAGUAGUGUUCAGCAUCUCAUUCAGGCCAGUUUGCCUGGUCAUUCAGUUGGAAAGCCUGAAGGAACAAGUGGCAUGCUGGUCACCCAACCAAUAAUAACAAAUGGACUUCAGGGAGCAACUUCAUCUCAUGCAAUAGGUUUAACCUCCAUUCCAAAGACCCAGAUAGCUAAACCUCCAACCACUGUGUCAGUUUCCAGUAUUGCAUCAACUGUGAAUGUAGUUAGUGCUGCUCAGUCACAACUUUCAGCUUGCCCAAAUAUCUCUUCACAAGCAUUCUUAGAUCCUAACUUAUUAAAAAAUAAGAAGUCUUAUGAACAGCUGUCUGCACUGAAAGAUAGUUUCUGUAGGAAUCAGUUCCCUGGCCAAGCUGAAGUUGACCGUCUGACAAAAAUCACAGGACUUAGCACUAGGGAAGUUCGAAAGUGGUUUAGUGAUAGGAGGUAUCACUGGAAAAAUAUUAGAGGCAACAAAUCUGUGCUUGGUGGGGAUAGCACAAUAAUAAUAGACUCUGUACCCGAAAUCACUUUUACCACUUCACCAAAAACAACCACAGAGGUAACUUCCACAUCAGCAGCAACACCUGUUCACACACCAGCACGUCGGCAAUCUUGGCAUCAGACCCCUGAUUUCUCCUCUGUGAAAUAUAAGGAGAGGGCCCCAGAACAACUCAGAGUUUUGGAAAGCAGCUUUGCACAAAAUCCCUUCCCUUUAGAGGAGGAAGUAGACCGUCUGAGAAGCGAAACUAAAAUGACAAGGAGAGAGAUUGACAGCUGGUUCUCGGAGCAAAGGAAAAAAGCAGACAAAGAAAGAAAACAACCAGCAGAGGAAGAUGCUGAGGAUGAGUCCGUAGAAGAGGAGGAGGAUUUGGAUGAAAAUGGUUCCUUGGAUGAAGCUGGAAGUUCUCAACUUCCAGGUGAACGUAAAGUGACCCCAAUAAAAAUCAACCUUAGAAACUUUAAGGUGACAGAAUCAGAGGGGAAAAGUGAGUUGGCAGCGUCGGGUGCCCAAGCAACAACAGAGAGUUCUGCUAGCAGGGCACAGAAACCUAGGCUCUGCUUUAAAAAGACUGCUCAGCAGAGGCAUUUGCUUAAACAGCUGUUUGUAAAGACCCAGCGUCCUACUAAUGAACAGUAUGACCAAAUAUGUUGUCAGACUGGACUUCCCAGGGUUGAAGUAAUUCGCUGGUUUGGAGAUAGCCGCUAUGGUUUAAAAAAUGGAAAUCUGAGGUGGUAUGAAAACUACAAAAAGGGUAUUUUCCCCAAAGGGCUACCGAUUUCCAGUGAAGUCAGCCAGGAGGUCCUCCAAGACUAUUUUCAAAAGAACAAGGUUUUAUAUGAAGAUGAUCUUCAAGAUCUCUGCGAAAGAACUCAGAUGACCACCUUGCAGGUUAAAUCAUGGUUUGCUGAAAGGCUAGGGGAAGAAAGCAAAGCAGUAUCUGAUGCAAGUAGUGAGGGUCAGUCCCCAAGUGUUGGUGAUCCAACCAAUAGUCAGAAAGGAACUUUUGACACUUUUUCUGAAGUUUCUGAGAACAGUGAAUCUUGGGAACCUGGAGGUCAAGAUGGAAGCUCAGAAUUUGGAGACACAGAUAGUCAUCUGCCUGCAAUACAUUCUGAAAUGGAUUGAACCACCACUGCCUUCGCUCGAGCAGCCGGCCAACUUUGUAAGAACCUAGCAGCUGUGGGUCAUUCUGAAUCUUUGUUGAAGAUUGUAAUGCCAAGAUCAUCUUUUCGUGAAGCACAAUUUGAAUUUGGAGGUUGCAGGGAAGACGUCAAUAAAGAAAACUGUAAGGUUUGGGUUGGGAGAAAUCUAUUAUUCUGUUUUAUGAUUUAGGAGAGUGUUCGCCAGAUAUUCUCCUUCAGGCUCCAGUUAGUGGACUCUGUCUUUCGAACUUCAUAUUCAUAUGGAACCAGCUUGUUAAUGCCAGCAACCAGCCUUUCUCUGCAUUGGAUCAUGCACCUGAAACAUUGUGUUAAACAUUCUGUUCCCCCCCCCCCAUAGAAAUGAGCUAUCAUUUGUACAACAUAUUCUAAAUACUUUCAGUUCUUGUUCUCUGAAUGAUCCAUCUUUGCAUUUACUGUAUUCUCUUUACAUUUUAAUUUCUAGAUUUUGCAGAUUUUGAAAUUACAGUAAAAACCUCGAUCUAACAGGCCUUUUGAGCGGAAACAGUGGCUGUUGAUGCCUGAAUUGAUGUCAUUUGUGGUGGCUGUUGGUACCUAAUUUAUCGUUUAGCUAAUCUGCAGUAUUGGAAAUGAUGUGAAUGCAAUCACUUGCAGCAAAAUCACCAUUCUCAAGGACUGAAACCACUUUCCAUUGUAUCUAAAACUUAUCAGACUGAGAGCCAUAUUUGCUGUACAGAUUGCAGUCUAUGCUCACUUCCUCAAGAGUAAAUCCCCCCCAAAAAUCAAGCAGCUUCCUUACAUACAAUGGAGUUAUAUAUGUCACUAGAUAAUAUGUGACCUGUUGUGUCAUCCUUUGAAAGAAAGGUAGUACAGACUUGUAUGACCAGAAUAAGUAUUAAAUUUUAGCUUGAUCAUAUUUUUUUUUACCCCAAUGCUGGAUGGCUACAUGAUCAUUUAAGAAGAAAAUAGAAAAAUAAUUGUCGCUUCAAACAAACUUCAAUAAAUCAAUAUUUACUUAUCUAAACAGAUAGAUAUAAUGACCACAGGAGGGCGAAAAAACAGGGGUCUCAGGAACAACUUUUGACUUCCUGCCAUCUUCCCCAUUGACUUUGCUCACGGGAAGCUGGCAGAGAGUCAGAAAUCAUGAUCACGUGACUAUGGGGAAUUCAGCAAUAACACAACUUUGUAAAUAGAAUGGUCUGAAAUCAUGGAAAUUUCAAUUCCACGGGCUCUGGAUUAUUUUACACAUUCUUUAAGUUAAUAGAUUUAGGUACUUUGAUUUAAAAAACUGUAAGUGCACCAUUUGGGCUAACUUGAGUGUACAGACAAACAAACACAAUGAGAGUUUUAGUAGUAUAUACAUAGGGAAGGAUCUGGUGAAUAAUAUUUCUAGUUUUGUGCAUAAAAUUACAAAAUGAAAUUGGGUAACCAUAACAAUCUUCACCAAAUUUCAUCUGCAUAGACGCAAAUGAAUGUUUCUUUUAAUGCAUUCCAGAAACUAAAAGAGUUGAAAUUUAGGUCGUGUGUGUGUCUGUGUGUGUGAGAGAGAGAGAGAGGGAGAGAAAACAACAAAUCAUAAAAGUAAAAACACCCUUGUGGGUGUCAUCUAUUAGCAGAUGUUCAUUAAUCAUGAGCCCUGUAAGAUAUUAUGACUUGAAAAGCCACCCCUUAAUCCUCAAAUUUAAUUAUUAACUUUGCUUAAUUUUCAGGGUUGUAAAUGCUAAACUGUGACUGUUUUGUUAUUAAUUGCAAAUACAUUUAUUACUUUUAUCAAUAUUGUAACAGGAAACUGUAACCCCCUCAAAUAGCUGUGAUCAUGAAGGCAUUUAGUUUGCAGUAUACACAAUUUCUUUUUUUACAUACAGAUCAGAAUUGUAUUGGAUUCCAGCACGUAUCACAAGAGCGCUCUGUCUCUUUUUCUAACUUUUACUGCUUUUUCUAGCUAUUGAUAAGCUAGAAAAAAACAACUGAAAAGCUCCAAGCUUUGCUAAAUUCAUAACACACUCAAAUAUAUAUAUACUUGUAGUAGGCAUAUAUUUUUGUCUUCACUAUUCAUUGUUUUGGAAAGAUAAGAUACUGGGGCUAAUUACUGUUGGUAAGAAAUAUUUUAGAUGGUUCAUUUGGUGACAUUAAAUUUUCCCAGAGUUUUAUUGGGUAGAGCCUGGGAAACCUGCUUUCAGAACCAUCUCCUUGUGGUCUUCCAAAGACAGUGAGAAAUACAAGCUCUCAUGCAGGGGUUGUAUCUGGGAUGGAAUCUUAUCUGUUUUUCCCCAAAAGGUGAACUUGCCUAAAUCAACUUAUACAAAUCCUGGAAACUCUCCAAAUAUAUGUUCAGCCUCCAAGAUUCCCAGCAUGAUCAUUGUUGAGAAUUCUGGGAGUUAUAACCCACUUAUUUGAAUCUAGAAUAGUUUCCCCCCAUUCAGUACUAUUGGUUGGAGAAGAAGAGAGUUCUUUCUAAUCCAACCUACCUGAGGGCAUCAGAUAGGGAAACAUUCUUGUAUUUGUUCUUUUAGGAUGUUUGUCAAGAAGUCUUACUGCCCCUCAUGGCAUUAAUACCCAGGCUUAAGAUGUGUUCUGCAAACCUACAUGUGUAUUGUGUACAAUAUAUUAUUAGCCACUGAGUUCAGUUUAGCCAGGGAAUGUCAGGAUGGAAAUAAGUCUGCUAAAACCUAUUUAAAAGUUUUAAAAUGCUACAACUGAUGUUGCAACUUAAAAUGCAAAACCAGAAAGUGUGCAUCUAUGCACACGCACUGUUUCAGGUAUAAAAACUUGGUAUUCUUUCAUAUUUGAUGUCAUUCUCUCAAUCUGUCUUUCAAGGAAAAAAAAUCAAUUUGUUCAAAUGCAUUUUAAUUUGGCUUUCUCUAAUUGUGUAGAUAAAUCCAUAUGCUGAAAGAGGAAUAUAAUUGUAGCUCCCCCUCCAUACCAUGUUUAAAAGCUAUCCAUGGCUCACAGAUGUCUUUUUACAAAGGAGACUUGCAAUCUUGCCAUUUAUCCUUGAGAGAACCAAACUAGCAUGCACAUCGUUGAGAACAAAAAAAUAAAAAAUAAAAAAAUCAGUUGCUAAGACUGUGGGAAGGCUCCUGCAGAUUUCCUGUAAUGCAGAAGUGCCAAGAUCUACCUGUUACUUCUAUUGGCUUUUUUAAAAAUAAAAGUUACUUGUAGAGACUGAAAAUGACUUUUCUCAGAGCAAGUUACCCUGGCUAAUGGAUAGGAGCUGGAAUAGUAGGAGGUGGGGCCCAGUUUGGUUUUACAGGAAAACCAUCAGAGAACAACUACAGUCACUUCCACUGGAAUGACAACAGCGCUCGAGUUCCCAAAGGAAAAAGCAAAGUUGGUCAUUUCAGUGGAAUUGAUAGAGGAGCAGUUCUCUCUUUUCUCUCCAAACAUGCUGCCUUGUUUUCAAUAUAUACAUAGUAAAUACAUAUAUUCAAUUAGUUUAUUCAUAGCAUCCACAUUAAAAAAUGAUACGGAUGGCUGUUUAAUUGGAAACGCCACUCAACUCUUUGAGGAGAGCUUAGAGUUUGAGAUGCAUUUAAAGCAUUGCAAGCAUGUUCAAAAUAGCUCUCUCCAGAUUUUAUUCAAGGAGGGCAGCAUGGUGCUCAACCUGAUUUAUUUGAAAAACAAGAGCCGUUGAUAUUGGAACAACUCAAUUCCUCAUGUUAGUUGGAUCAGAGUGGCCAGGCUUUGUGACAAAUUUAACACCGUGUGCAUGAAUUGCAGGACACAAAUUUCUGCCCUGACUUUGGGCAGAACAGAUCAGAGUGACGAUAACAAACAUAAUUAAAUGGAUAUCUGUCUUACGGAAGUAUCAAAGUAUUUCUGGCAUAGGGAAGUGUGUCAUGUGCUUGUUUGUGAUAAAGUUGCUACCCAAUGGAAGUAAUAAAUCUGCAGUACAACCACUUACUUACAUGUAACUACUAGUUUUGAUCCUAAAGUAGUGCAGAGUCCAACAGUGGCACUGCCCUAGAUUGAAAUGCAGUCUGAUAACUUGGAUUCAUUGGAUACACAAAUGUACACAUUAUGAUCGAUAGGAUACAUUUAGUUGAACCAAUAACUUAUUUCUGACAUGUAUAUUCCAGUAAGCCCAUACUGAAGCCUCCCUUCACUUUCUGGAAUCUUUUUGUGUAUAGGUGAUACACUUGCAGUUAAAUUUAUCCAUUAAUUGUGAGCAUAUCUAUUGAUCAAUCAAUCAAUCUAACUAUAUUCAGGGGGAGUUGUACUACCAUGAUGGAGACUAUGCAGCUCAAUUUCAUUUAACAAACAAGCUUUGGAUAUGCAAGACAGCAUUAUUUAAUAGGAAAUUAGUAUCUAUGGUAAAUGCAUUACCUUGGUAUCUUUGCCUAGCAAAAAGUGCAGUUUUUGAAGCAGAAUUUUAAGGGUAGAUUUUGAUCUCUUAGUGGUUUUGCAGCAGCAUUUCUUGUCACAGGAAGCAACACCACAAUGUAUAAGGCUUUACAUAACAAGACCAAGUGUUGAAUUAGAUUUAAGUAUAUAAAGAGACUGGUACAGUGGUAGAUGAUUGUUUGCAUUUUGAAUAUUUUAGGUCAAUCCUUGGCAUUCUAAGAAGAGUUGAAAGACCCAAUCCACUACAUAACUAUAGGUAGUCCUUGCUUAACAACCAUUUGGCAGCUGUUCAAACUUACGAUGACACUGAACAAAGGGACUUACUUACAGUGCCUGAAAUUAUAGCCGUUGCAGCACCCUGUGGUCAUAUGAUUUAUGGGUUCUUGGAAACCUGUCCGAACUUAUUCCAAGAGUCCCACUAUGAUUGGCACUUGAAAUUUUCCCUGCCAACUUCCCCAGAAAGUCAAUGGAAAAGUCAGCAGGGAAGGUUGCAAGCUGCUGCUGGCUGCUGACACCACUCCCUCUGGUUCCUAAGGGGUUGGCUGAAAAAAAAGAUCCAUCGGGACCCGUGUUGGGACAGACCUAUUUAGCCAGCCUCUUUCAGAAUGGAAGGGCUGCCUGCCAGAUUGAUUUCACCCCAUGCAGGGCGGAGUCUCUUUGCUAAGCAGCCCUGUUGCUCUCAAAGAUACUGGCUGACAAGGUCCGGGCUGAAAGCCAUGUGGGAUUUUGGCACAAGGUGUUUGCACUAAGGGGUGUUUACAGGCAGGUUGGUCCAAGGGCCCCAUACUGCAAGUGCCCCAGAAUUUGCUUAAGAACCACAAUGACUUACGACCAAAAUUGUGGUAGUAAGUCAAAGAGUAGCAGAACAAUACUGCAAAUGAUAUUUGGCCAGCCUCCCUCAAACUUGUGCCCUUUCAACAGGGUAGAGUAUAGUUCUUAUGUUUCUGAGCCAACAGAACUGGAGGGCAUGUUGCAAUAAUAUUUUUAGAGUAUAAUGAGCUACAUUAGUUUGUAUUUAAAUUACUGUAAGUUCCCAGUUCAAGAGAACAUGAUUUUGGCUGGAAUAUGGAUAUGGUAGCUCUAUCCAAUCAAACAAAAGUUAAUUAUGAAAUAAACUGAAUCUUUGGUGCUAAUUAAUAUUAAUACCCAAUUAAUAACAAUUUUGUAUUGCAUUUGAUUCAUUAAAUUGAUUAAAUCAAUCAGAACAAAUAGAAGUUGUGGCCAAAAGGGCCUUUGCACAGGUACAUUUACUGUACCAGUUGUGUCCUUCCUUGGACUGGAGUUCUUCAAAUAGUCACUCAUCCCCUAGUUACCUGAUGAUUGGAUUAAUGUAGUACGCUUUACAAACGGAACUUUCUUUGAAGAUCUUAUGGAAGCUACAUAUGAUCCAGAAUGCAGUAGUCCAAACAGCAACAGGGGUGCUAUCUUAUAUGUAUGCGACUCAGAUGCUUCCUGGUUGUAACUUGGCUGCUGGGUUAAAUUCAAGAUGCUAAUUAUCAACUUUAAGGCCUUCAAGGCAUAGGCCUGGUUGAGGCCUCUUGUCUACAACUGUCUCUCUACCCACUAGGGACCCUCAGGAUGGGCUUGUUCUGGGUUUCAUCGUUUAAAGAAUAUCAUUUUGGGGAAUAAGGAAGCACACCUCAUCUGUUGUAAUUCCUCCUUUUUGGAAUGAUCUUCCCUCCAGAGAUUUUAGGAGGAUUUGCUCUCAUCCUUUUAGUUUUUCAGAAAAUCACUAAAAAUGUGGUUAUUCUCCCAGUACUUGGGAACAGGAUGAUUGUCUUUUGGUCUGGUUUUACUUUCUUUUGGUCUGGUCUGCUUUGGUUUUGUUCUGAUGUUUUUGCUUCUCCGUUUGGUGGUAUUUUUAUAUGUCAGAUUUUUAAAAAAAAUUUAACCGCCCAGAGUCACUCAGGAGUGAAGUAGCCUGUAUAUCAAAUAAAUAAAUGGGAAAGUCAGAUACUUUUUCAAGAACCAGUUUUUUUUUGUUUUCAUUUUUGUAAGACUAUUAAAAUGUUUUGGUUAGAAAUGUAUCUCUAGCUGAAAGCACUGUAAGAUUUUAGAAAGUAUAGACAUCCCAUUAAGGUUUGUGCUAAAUCUUAUGCUGUACAUUUCCUAAAAGCAAUAACCUUAACCUUCUCUCUGUUUCUAUCUCCCAUAUUUCACAAAUAGGAGAGAAGGUGCAGAGUAGGCGUUAAAAGCAUUUAGUAAGCCCAUUUACUGACUUUGCAAAUAAAUCAUACCUAGACAGUCUCAUUGGAGUUCCAGUAGUUUCAGUCCGAACCUUUAUGCUAUGGUAUCCUUCAUGAACCUGGUCAUUCAAAUGUAAUUAUUUGUAUUUAUUUUAAAAUAUUUUAAAUCAUUUGUUCUUAGAAUAAUUAGAAGUUAAAACAUAUGACAUAAUAACAUUUUUCAGUAAAACAUCUUUUAUGAGGGAAAGGAGGUACCGUAUAUACUCGAGUAUAAGCCGAGUUUUUCAGCACGUUUUUUGUGCUGAAAAACGUCCCCUCGGCUUAUACUCGGGUCUAUACGGCUUAUACUAGAGUUUUUUUUUUUUUUUUAAGCCCCUCGGCUUAUACUCGAGUAUAUACGGCUUAUACUCAAGUUUUUUUUUUCUUUUUUUCACAUUUUACCGGACGGAAGCCCUGCCGGUGCAGUGAGAGGGCGGGGCGGGGGAGCCGCCAGCCUUCUCAGCUGAGGGAGGGAGGGUUUCCCCAACCGGUAGGUGCCUCAUUUCCCACCCUCGGCUUAUACUCGAGUCCCCAGUUUACCCCAGUUUUUGGGGUAAAAUUGGGGACCUCGGCUUAUACUCGGAUCGGCUUAUAUUCGAGUAUAUACGGUAAUCAAAAACAGAGUUUCAUGGCAGAAGAACAGGUGUUUCAGAGGUAUGGGCCAGAAAAGUUUGCAUCUCCGCUAUUUGAGAAUUUUCAAAAUCUGAUCUUAGUAACAUUUCUCAUUAUUGCCUUGGUGAUCUAAUCAUCUUAAAAAGAGAAAGAUUCUGAUCUGAUUUGUACUGAGCAUUUUUUUCAAUCUAGUUAUUUUAUUAUUUUAUUUAUUUUUUAUUUCAUUUUUCAUUUUUAUUUUAUUUCAUUUAUUAUUAUUUUAUUUUAGUACUUUACUAUUUUACAUUUUAUUUUAUUUUAUUCUUUAUUUUAUUUUAUUAUUUAAUGAUCUAAAGCCAUACGAGACUAUAUUAGAGACAUGGCAGUGGUUGGCCCAUUGCUCCUUAUUUUAGAAGGGUCCAAAGUCAUAUGGAAACUGCAAGGUUCAUAAAGACUUUUACAUCAUGAUUUUCAUUAUUUAAUUUUAAAUGGAAAAAAAAUUCCACCUUCAUUGAGUGUUGGCAAUAUUUUACAUCAUAAUUACGCAGUGCAAAUUAUUAGGGGGACAUAUACAGCUUAAGAGUGAUAUAUCAGGAAAAAACACAGCUGGUGUAGUCGGGGAUAUACUAAGCAAGCCUGCCUCAGUAACUCCAAUAAUUAUGGUGUCGUUUUCACUAGGGCUGAGGUGAGAGCAUUCAUUUCAUCACCAUUUGGAACAGUUCUACUAGGUUGCUACUUGAGAAUACAACAGAGACAGUAAAACCUGGUGGUGGUACUUAAAGUUUAGACUACAUGAAAAUCACUGGAUGGAUUUUCUUCUGUAUUUUCUACUUUCUGGCCUACCCAGCCUUUCUCAAGCUGUGAGGUGAGGCACUACACAAUAUAAAUUGGCUCAAUUGUGACAUUCCAUAUGUCUCUCUUUUCAAAAGUUUCAAAUAUGAUACGUCUAGUGUUACACUCAGAGUCAUUGUGGGCCAUAUCUAAUUUGAAGCUGCUAUCCGGCAGAUCACACAUAUGCAGAGUUCCAGAUGUCAUUUUGCUAUCGUUUGAAACCUUGAAGGGGUUUUUUCUUGUCAUUUUCUCUCU